Molecule: messenger RNA, 3433 nt
Organism: Momordica charantia (bitter melon)
Lineage: Eukaryota; Viridiplantae; Streptophyta; Magnoliopsida; Cucurbitales; Cucurbitaceae
Product: phototropin-2
Biological process (GO): protein phosphorylation
Molecular function (GO): ATP binding; protein kinase activity
Source: RefSeq, a predicted model, not a curated record
AUUUUUCAACUAAUGUGCUUGUAUUAUCCAUUUUUUUCAUAUGGGGUUCGUUGAUAGUGAUGGAAUGUACGCCGAAAUCACUAAAAACAUAGGUUUACCAACUUGGCAGCUGCCGUUUAGACACACCCAAAAAAGAAAAAAGCCACAAGAAUGUAAUGUUAUCUCUUAAAUUCAUAGGCUGUUUCCUGUUUAGAUUUUCCCUGAAACUUCUUCUUCUCAUUCCAUCUUUGAUUGUAAGAGCGUUUGUUGAUGGUAAAUCGAGCAAAAUGAUUUUCAACAAUAAAAAAAGUUCACUGUUGUGCAAAAUAUUUCCACUGGAACUUCUUCCCUGCAGUACGUUCCGUACGCGUGUAAGAGAAAGAGAUCGGAAAGUUGAUGAGGAGAGCGAAACCAAAGACCCAUCAAGCUAUAAUCUCUCAUCUUCUGCUUAUCAAAUCAGCCCUACAGAGAAGAGGACACCAACUGAAGUCUUUCAACUGCCUGUAAGCUCAAGAGAUGGGCAUUCCAAAGACGAGAGUGGUGCCACUCAUGUACAGGAUGAGGCUAAAGCAUCCCUCACUUCCUCUCCUCCUGCUGUCAGCAUUGAAGCAUCCAGAAAGUGGAUGGCAUUUGAAAGUGAUAUCACAAAGACAUAUGCAAAGAAAUUUGAUCGAAUCGGGUCAUCUUUUGCUGAACUCUUGGAAGCAAACAUGACAGAGAGAAUUGCAGAGGAGAUUAAGAAUGAUGUUUUGUCGUCGCUGCAAUUGACUUUUGUUGUAUCGGAUGCAACGAAACCAGAUUGCCCCAUCAUGUUUGCCAGUAAUGGAUUCUUGGUCAUGACUGGAUAUACGUCAGAGGAGGUCAUUGGAAGGAACUGCCGGUUUCUUCAAGGACCAGAGUCAGACAAGAAUGAAGUAGCAAAAAUACGAGAUGCGAUCAGAAAGGGGAACAGCUAUUGUGGCAAGCUCUUGAACUACAAAAAAAAUGGCACCCCAUUCUGGAAUCUUCUCACUAUUGGUCCUGUCAAAGAUUCACAUGGCAACACCAUCAAAUUUGUUGGAAUGCAGGUUGAGAUUGGAAAAAACACGGAAGAGAAAGAGAAGAGAAUGAGGUCCAUGUCCAUUACAGAGGUCCAAACUGAGAAGGCAAUUAAGUCCAUUGUAGAUGUCCCAACUGCGAGAAGUCUAAGGUCUUACAUUCGGUCAAAAAGGCAUGAUACUGAUAGAAAGCACAAAGAGCUGGAAACAACCGAAAUUGGUUAUGCGCUGCCCGAGACCGUGGAUAAUGAGAAUAUUAGCAUACCUGAUAACCAAAAGGCUCAGUCAGACCUAAUAAAUGCUCUGUCCUACUUCAAUUCAUAUGAGGAUUUGAGACCGAAAUCAGGAUUAUCAGGUCUUGUUUCCUCAAUGAGGUUCAAAGAAAGGCCUAUAGGCUCAGUAGAACAUGAAGGAAGGAGAAUUAUUGAGACAUCGGUUUUGAAGCCUAAGGACGGUGGUCGUGUUGCUAAAAGAGAAAGGGACAUACGUCAAGGAAUUGAUUUAGCAACCUCACUGGAACGGAUAGAGAAAUCCUUUUUUAUCACUAACCCAAGACUACCUGAUAAUCCUAUUAUAUUUGCAUCUGAUAUAUUUCUCGACUCCACGGAGUAUACACGUGAAGAAGUGAUAGGAAGAAACAUUGGGUUUCUUGAAGGACCCAAAACAGAUCAAGCAACUAUCUCAAGGAUAAAGGAUGCAAUUGAAGAGCAGAAAGAAAUUACUGUUCAGAUAAUCAACUAUACAAGGAGUGGAAAGAAGUUUCCAAAUUUAUUCCACCUGCAACCUGUGUGUGGUCAGAAGGGCGAGCUUCAAUACUUCAUUAGUGUACAACUUGAUGUAAAACCUUUGAGCGACCGACUUUCAGAAAUAACGGAACAUCAAAGUGCUAAGGUCAAAGCUAUAGCAGAAAAUGUUGACAAGGCUGUCCGCGAACUUCCCGAUGCCAACUUGAAACCAAAUAAUCUGUGGGCAAUCUACUGUCAGCCAGUCUUGCCAAGGCCUCACAAGAAGUACAGUUCUUCCUGGCUAGCAAUUCAAAAGAUUACAAGUCAUGGUGAAAAGGUUGGACUCCAUCAUUUUAAGCCAAUCAAACCACUGGGUUUUGGAGACAUUGGCAGCGUUCAUUUGGUAGAACUGAAAGGGACAGGUGAAUUCUUUGCUAUGAAAGCAAUAGAGAAGUCGGUGAUUUUAAAUCGUAACAAGGUUCACCGAGCAUGCAUCGAAAGGGAAAUCAUAGCACUUCUGGAUCAUCCUUUUAUGCCAACACUAUACUCUUCAUUUCAGACGCCUACACACAUUUUUCUGAUUAUAGACUUCUGCCCUGGUGGAGAGUUAUUUGCCUUUCUUGACAAGCAGCCCAUGAAAAUGUUUAAAGAGGAAGUUGCAAGGUUCUAUGCUGCAGAAGUUGUCAUUGCUUUAGAAUACCUUCACUGUUUAGGCAUUAUCUACAGGGACCUAAAACCCGAAAACAUUCUACUCCAGAAGGAUGGACAUAUCGUCCUCACUGAUUUUGAUUUAUCGUUUAAGACAUCCGACGUGCAAAACAUAGAGUCUCCACCGCCGAAAAAGACGAGAUAUUGGCAUGGACAACCGCCCGUGUUCUUUGUCGAACCUGUUGCAAAAUUGAAUUCAUUCGUUGGAACUGAAGAGUACAUUGCUCCUGAGAUUAUAAUGGGAGAUGGCCACAGUAGCUCUGUUGACUGGUGGACUCUUGGUAUUUUGUUGUAUGAGAUGCUGUACGGUCGCACUCCCUUCAAAGGAAAGAACAGGAGGAAGACAUUUGCCAAUAUUUUAUUCAAGGAUUUAACCUUCCCCUUUAGCAUUCAGGCAAGUUUUGCAGCAAAGCAACUGAUUGAUGCACUACUACAGCGAGACCCUACCCGUCGUCUAGGAUCAAGUACCGGUGCAGAUGAAAUCAAGCGACACCCUUUUUUCCAUCAAAUAGAUUGGCCUAAAAUCCGAACCAUGACCCCACCAUCACCAGAUGUAGCUCUUCAGUUAAUUGAGAGAGAUACAAAAGAUGGAGGGCUCAGUCAUUCAACAGGCAAUGAUAUUUUCUGAAGGAUCUCAUUCUCAGAAAGGCAAAUAUUGAGUCAGGAUUACAAUGAAAUUACCACACUUAUGAGGCAUGCAUGUUUGCACCUUAAUGGAUGUGCAAUCUCAGCUCCACAGAACAAAGAUUCUAAAGCAUGGGGUUGGGGGCCUGUUGGUUGUUCCAGUCUGGUGGCCCUGGGCUGGAAAAAAAGAAACAGGUUAUCUUGACCACCUCAUAGAGCAAGGAGAAAUUCAGCAUUGCGUUCAUAUAUGCAGUAAUAAGAGACUAUUCAUAAGCAUUCUACCUAAAUAUAUAUGUACAUCAACAAUAAUUCGUUGAUACUCUCUUGUUGAAGAAAAUAUUUUUUCCCUCUUAGAACUUA